AUGAAAUCUCAACGGUCCUGGGCAGAGAUUCUCGCCUUUCGCCAUUUCUUCACUUCCUCGUUUCAAUACUCCGUCAUCGUCACCUCGAUACUCCUCGCCAAAGUCUUGCACCUCUUUAGCCAUGUCACUUCGCUACCCCCUUUGUUAUUUCUCUUAUACCUCCCGACUUACCUGGCCUUGGACGUCGUCGCCGCUGCAGCGACGUGGAACCUGGUCCACCUGAAAUGCCAUGGCCUGCUCUCAGUGUUCCUCUCGCUGGUCCGACGGGUCAUCUGCCUGGGCAUUAUAGGAGCGGCAUCAUGUCAGAUCUCCUUCUACCUCGAGAUGGGUUCCGAUAUCAAAUGGGGAGCGGCAAAGAACUUUGCGCACGAUCGGGCUGGAAUGAAACUCUUCAUGUCCGGAAGUAAGCACGCCGCAGUUAUUGCGGCCGUCAUCACCAUAACAGCACGGGCGAUUUCCCAUCCCCUAUACGCCGUCACGAAUAUUCUCGCAUCGACCGUGGUCAAGGUUAUCAUCCCCCGCCGGCUGCGACAACGACUAUGCGGGGGUUUGGAGUAUAAAGUCAUACCCGGCGAAGACGAGGCUCCCGUAAGCCAGGAGGAUAGGUCCUUGGAUGGCGGGUCGUUGAAUGCCGAGCCCAAGGCCGGUCUCGAAAAUGAAAUAUCCGGGGGCCCUUCAUGGUUGACUCGGAUCAUGGUACUCGCACCUAUCAUUACCACAGCUAUACUUUUAGUAGUACGACCUCCAAAUCCCCCGUUCGGCCACAUGUCCGGAACUCUACCCUUCACCCUCCUCGAGAUCUGGAGCCCGAGUGCACAAGCCAUUUGCCGAGCCGGCCACUUGCCAGACGAAAUCAUCUUUCCUCUACCGCAACUGGUGUCAAGCACGCAUUGGGAGCCUACCAAGGAUAACUUUCCCGGAUGGAUGCCAAAAGCAAAAACAUCCACUUCUGAUCUAAAAGGAUGGGAUCGUACGCUUGCACAGUCAUGGCUCCCUGUAGGGCGUAUUAAUGGUUUUGAUAGAUGGUACGACAAUUUGUCGAGCGUUGAAGGGGUCAACUAUGACCCAGUUCGUGAUCCAGUACGAAUUACAAACCUCGACCAAGAUCUGCUUGCGCCUCUUGCAGAGCUGAGGAAGCACAAUGCCACUAUAAAGCAUAUUGUCAUGAUAUCAUUGGAAAGCACUCGAAAGGAUGUCUUCCCUUUUAAGAAAGAUUCGAACAUUCACAAUCUUGUCAAGCGAUCGCACAAAACAAGCGAGAGCGCAGCAGAAGCCGAUGUGCACCUGGCUACUCUGACACCGAAUGCCGAGAUCCUUACUGGUGAAGAGAGACGCUUUGACUUUAAUAAACGGCCUAUCUCCGAGUCCAGGACGUGGCGAGACACGAGUAAGGAGAUGGGGGGCAUCAAUGUUGCUGGAGCUUUCACUACGAGUACCACAACCUUCAAGAGCAUGAUUGGCAGUCACUGUGGGGUCCAACCGCUACCUGUAGACUUUACAGUUGAGGCGCACGGCCAUAUAUACCAGCCGUGUGUUCCUUCUAUACUCGAGCUCUUUAACAGCAACAAAGCCAACACUUCCACCCCCUCCGAGUUUACAUCGAUGCCAUGGAAAUCCGUCUUUGUUCAAUCAAUCACAGACCACUAUGAUCAUCAAGACGAGCUGAAUAAGCACAUUGGAUUCUCAAAGGUCAUAGUGAAGGACGACCUUCUUGACCCGUCUUCGAAGUACUACCCACCGACGGAAGAGGAAUCAAACUACUUCGGCUUCCCUGAGUCACAAGUAAAGCCGUACUUACGCGACCUCUUCCACGAAGCUGAAGAGAAGAACGAGCGGCUGUUCCUGUCCCACUUUACGAGCUCGACCCACCACCCAUGGAAUGUGCCAAAGGGAGGUGGCGAAGAUAUUGAGUACCUUGCCAGGAACAGGUUGAAGAAGAACCAUCAGCUGAACAGCUACCUGAAUACAGUCCGGUAUGGGGAUAAGUGGAUUGGGGAGGUGAUGGACCUGCUCGAGGAAAGCGGCAUUAUAGACCAGACGCUAGUUGUUCUAGUUGGAGACCAUGGCAUGGCUUUCCGCGAAGACUCCAAAGUCUACAGCACCUUCGAGAAUGGGCACAUCACCAACAUGGAAGUCCCGCUGGUAUUCUUCCACCCCAAACUCCCCCGUACCCAGCUCGACGUUAGGACGACCUCUCUCUCCAUAAUUCCCACCAUCCUCGACCUCCUAAUCUCCACCGACUCCUUAAACUCCCAAGACCUAGACAUCGCGAGCAACCUCGUCCACCAAUACGAAGGGCAGAGCCUGAUCCGGCCCUACCAGACAACCAAGAACGGCCGCCAAGCAUGGGUCAUAUCGGUCCUCAACGCCGGCGCCGCCCUCCUCUCCAUCUCCACGAGCGCCUUCCCCUUCCGGCUCAUCAUACCCGUCUGCAAAUCCGGGCUGUACAGGUUCACAUCGACGGACGUGGACCCGCACGAGCUCACCCCCACCGAAGCCAACUCCAUCCUCGAUUUAACCGCGCUGGUGGCGAAACUCAGCCCCGAGGCGGCGGCCUGGGUCGUGGAUGCCGAGAAGGUCGGGAAGUGGUGGGUGCUGGAGCAGAGGAGGCGCUGGAGGUAUCAUGGCGCAGCGCGGCAGGAGGAUAUGACGGCGAAGCAGAUGCAGGGUGCGGGGACGGAGCCGAAGAAGCAUUGGUGGAAUACUUAA
This is a messenger RNA of Venustampulla echinocandica, 2709 nucleotides long. RefSeq lists its product as uncharacterized. The record is from RefSeq and is a predicted model, not a curated record. The transcript has 3 exons. The coding region runs from base 1 to 2709 and encodes 902 amino acids. Lineage: Eukaryota; Fungi; Ascomycota; Leotiomycetes; Helotiales; Pleuroascaceae.